Messenger RNA from Vigna radiata var. radiata (mung bean), 1663 nucleotides. Its product is annotated as phytoene dehydrogenase, chloroplastic/chromoplastic. The record is from RefSeq and is a predicted model, not a curated record. The transcript has a single exon. Gene Ontology annotation, molecular function: oxidoreductase activity. NCBI's taxonomy places the organism in Eukaryota, Viridiplantae, Streptophyta, Magnoliopsida, Fabales, Fabaceae. Bases 25 to 1599 code for a protein of 524 amino acids.
CUCCAAUGAUAAUAUUAAUAUCUAAUGAGAGAUUGCAUUAAUCCACGUAAAGAAAUGGCAUCAACAUCAGCGUCUCCACCAAAACCAAUCCACCAGAAUCAAACCCUUCUAUUGAAAAAAAACGAACGAUUUUUAUCACUAACUGAAAACCUUAUCCAAAUUCCAAUGACUACUAUCACACUAUUUUCCGCCCCUUGCACAAACCUCUCCUUCUCAUCUCCUCCAAAACGAUUCAGAUUCAAUCCCCAAUCUUCCGCACAACUCUCCCCCACCUCUUCCUCACCUUUGCAAAACCCCUCACUACCCAAAACCGGAGUCAUUGUCAUCGGCGCUGGCCUCGCCGGCCUUGCCGCCGCCACUCACCUGAACUCCAACAACAUCCCCUUCCUCCUCCUCGAAGCUUCAGACGCGGUCGGCGGCCGCGUCCGCACUGACAUUGUCGACGGCUUCCUCCUGGACCGCGGCUUCCAAAUCUUCAUCACCGCCUAUCCAGAAGCCCAAAAGCUCCUCGAUUACCAGUCCCUGAAUCUCCAGAAGUUCUACUCCGGAGCUCGAAUUUUCUACGAUGGUCGAUUUCACACCGUCGCCGACCCUCUCCGCCACUUCUGGGACUCCGCAAAAUCCCUCACCAAUCCGAUUGGAUCCCCCAUCGACAAGCUACUAAUCGGAUCCACCAGAAUUGGCGUCCUCUCCAAAUCCAACGAAGAAAUCUUCGCCGCAGAGGAAGUCCCCACAAUUGCUUUACUCAAGAAGCUAGGGUUUUCCGAUUCCAUCAUCGGAAGGUUCUUCCGCCCCUUCUUCGGCGGAAUCUUCUUUGAUCCAAACCUGGAAACGACUUCGCGUCUUUUCGAUUUCAUCUUCAAGUGCCUCGCUCUCGGAGACAACACCCUGCCGGCGAGAGGCAUAUCGGCUAUUCCGGAACAGCUGGCGGCGAGGUUGCCGACUGGUUCGAUCCUGCUCAACUCCAGGGCCGUUUCCGUCGACCUCGACGACUCCAAAACGCCUCUCGUGAGACUGAAAAACGGCGACGUUUUGAAGAGCGAGCUGGGAGUCAUCGUCGCGGUCGAAGAACCCGCGGCAGUUGAACUAUUAGCGGGAAGGAUUAGUCAGGUUCCUAAGAAACCGGUUCGAAGCACGGUAUGCUUGUAUUUCACCGCGAACCGGGAUCAGAUACCGGUUGAAGACCCGGUCCUAUUUCUUAACGGGUCGGGUAAGGGCAUUGUAAACAACAUGUUCUUUGCGACGAAUGUGGCUCCAUCUUACGGGCCACCCGACAAGGCCCUGGUAUCAGUGUCACUAAUUGGGUUGUUUGAGGGUGUGUCCGACGAUGAACUUGUGGGUAAGGCUAUUGAGGAGCUUUCGGGUUGGUUUGGGGGCAAAUUGGUUAGUAAGUGGAAACAUUUAAGGAGCUAUCGAAUCGGGUUUGCCCAGCCCAAUCAGUGCCCACCCACGGAUCUGAAGAAAAACCCGAGAGUUGAGUCGGGUUUGUAUGUUUGUGGUGAUUAUUUGACAUGUGCGACGUUUGAUGGUGCUUUGGUCUCUGGGAGAAGGGCAUCAGAAUCCCUGUUGAAGGAUAGAGCCCUCACCCCCUCCUCUUAAAAUUCUUCAUUUACUUAUUUCUUUUUCUUCCGUGAAUAUAAUAUGCAUGAUUCUUGUAAUUUAA